AAUCGGUACUAAUCGGUACAGAGUAGUACGCUAAGCCGUGCCGACCGGCAAGCACACGAAUUGAUACAGUUUUUUUUUUCGCACGUAUUUAAUAAAAGUCAAUUACUUUUCGUCACACACUUAAUGCAAAAAGUUCACUUAUUUUUUUCUAAUUUUAAUAACACUAAAUAAAGAUGGAAAAGAUUGCUAAAUCCUUCAAAGACUUGCUAGAUGACAUUGCAAAAGAACAGAAGUUUGUUGACUACAAUGUGGACAUCAAGGAAAUAUCAAGCGGAGGAGCAAACUAUACGUCCAAGUUGUUCUCAGUGAGCAUCACGGAGGGAACCAGGACACUGCGACUGUUCUGCAAGGUGGCAGCCAUCGGAGAGCAGAUGCGAAUGCAGCUUGCAAAAAUAUACGAGACGGAACAUUUCUUCUACACAAAACUCGGGAAAAUAUACCGAAGCAUAGAGGAUCAGUGUGGAAUACCACAUAAACUGAAGCUGAACGUCAGCAAAUACUACGGAAGUAUCACGAAACUAAACGAAGAAGUCAUGGUGCUGGAGGACCUGGUGGCGGCCGGGUACGAGGCAUACGACAGGUUCAAGUCGAUAGACUGGCCGUACGCACAUGCAGCAGUCCGGGAGCUGGCCAAGUUCCACGCUUGCUCCUGGGCAUAUGCUAAACAGGAUCCCGAAGAGUUUGACGAAGUUAUGAAAAAAGUAAUGUUCGAUGUCGAAUUUAAUAACGAGAACAUGCAGGCUUUCAUGACCAGCAUGGUAAACAAGGCAAUCGACACAGUGCACGAUGAGAACAAAAGUAAACUGCAGAAAUACUUCGACAAUUUUGACGUAGAAUUGUAUACAGACAUUUUUAAAAGGAGCCGGCGACUGGUGCUGGGCCACGGGGACUUUAGACCAAGUAACUUGAUGCACAAGAACCUUGAUGAUGGAUCAGUGGUCAUCAAAGUCGUGGACCUCCAAACUCUGCAGGGCGGCAGUCCAGUCACCGACCUGAUCUACUUCAUCUUCACCGGCUCCGAUGAGAAGUUCCGUGCACGGUACUUUGACAAACUCCUGGACCACUACUAUUCAGAGCUCAGUGCUGCCAUGAAGAGGCUGCACCUCAACCCUGAGAAGACCUUCUCCCAGGAAGACUUCGACCAUGAAAUGAAAGAGAAGCUGCCGGUCGGCCUGAUGCUCGCCGCGUUCACCCUGCCGGUCGUGACAGUAGAGGUGGAGAACGCCCCCCAGGUGGACGAGUCCCUCGACAUCUCCAAGUUUAACUUAGAGAAGACCAGCGACCUGUACGCGGAGAGACUGAACGGAGUCGUCAACGACUACGUCAAGUGGGGGAUUCUUACAUAAUUGAUGAUAACUCCAUUAUCACAUUCAAAGUCAAAGUCAAAGUCAAAAUCAAAAUCAUUUAUUUCAAAUAGACCAGGAAAGCACUUUUGAACGUCAAAGCAAAUAUAAUAAUAUUAAUAACGUCUGUCUGUCGGUCGGUCAGUCCUCUAGUAAAGCUAUUUGCUCGUUCCAAAGUGUAGAUUCCUAUGGAGAAGAACGAGCAAGAAACUCCAUGCUGUAGGGAUCGAAGUUUUCAAUAAUUAUGUAAAUUGAUUUUUAAAAGAUGUUUCCAAAUAGAUAACUUCACUAAACCAUAGUCGUAUGUAUAGUUAAUAUUGAAAUGUGUAAACUCUUUACUGUGUUUAUAUAAAAUACUUAAUAACAAUGUGAUUGUAUUAAAUUUGUAAUAUUUAACAUUUUCUGUUUAACUUAGAAUAAGAAUAAGAAUAAGAAUAAAUUUAUUAACGAACUUCACAAUCAUCAUGGUCUUAUACUAUAUCAUAAUAAUAUGUUUAAUUUUGGUGUUGUCAUCGAGUGUGUCGGUAGCCCCCAAACUAGGAUAAUCCUGUAUCUUGGGGACUUGAGUUGAGACAUAUUGAGUACAUUAUUGAGUAGGACUAUUGAGUGAAUCUAAAUUACAGCGAAAUUGAUCAAUAUUAAAAUUAAAUUAUACAGAAUAACGUGUUAUUGUUAAAUUGAAUGUUUUCUGUUACCUGCAAUGUAAUAUUAAUGAUUUAUAAUUAGUUUUAGGAAAUUAACUGUACAGGGUUUCUUAUAAAUAAAACUAAAUUAUGUUA
Spodoptera frugiperda (fall armyworm) is the source of this 2122-nucleotide messenger RNA. RefSeq lists its product as uncharacterized. The transcript is spliced from 3 exons. The coding region runs from base 174 to 1346 and encodes 390 amino acids. The record is from RefSeq and is a predicted model, not a curated record. Lineage: Eukaryota; Metazoa; Arthropoda; Insecta; Lepidoptera; Noctuidae.